AUUAUCGUAAUAUAUUGAGCAGCAUCCCGCCGACUGUCUGUCAACAAGUUAUCAUGAGUUACAAAGGUAACCUUUUGUUUUGGGUUGGCUGACUUGCUUUUGGAGCACCUGAGAAACAAUAUCAACAGACGAAUAAUUAUUAAUUGUUUCUAAUUGCAUGGGGAUUUUUUAUUUUUUUUUGUCAGCAUUAAGAAAACCUGUUUCUCAGUAGUGCUUUCACCACCUAAUUGAUAUACAUUUUUCUUUUUUAAUCCAAAAAGAUGUGGACUUUCCUGGGAAUAGCGAGCUUCACAUACCUUUACAAAAAAUCCAGCACAGACUUGACUUUGGCUCACAGAGAGUUUGUGAUGGCCGCAGCCCUAUUUCUUACAGUCGGGCUGCUGCUCUCAUAUAUCAGGUAUUUUCACGGCCAGAAGCUCAGAGUCUCUCAGGUAUUUCAUUUGCCUCUGAGCCUCUUGUCUUUUUUACCUGUCAUCAAUCACUUAAUCCCCCAAACUUCAACUCAGAGGAGCGAGAAAGCAGAGAACAACUCUAAAAAGAGCCGGAGAACAAGGAAAAGAGUGGAUAUAGACUCCUCUGCCUCACAGAGUGCCUCAGCCAGUGGCUCCUCAGUGGCCCCGGAGCCAGAUGUGGUGAUAGUUGGGGCCGGGGUCCUGGGCUCAGCUAUGGCGGCCGUCCUAGCCCGGGACGGGAGGAGGGUGACGGUGGUGGAGAGGGACCUGAAGGAGCCUGACAGGAUAGUGGGGGAGCUGCUGCAGCCUGGAGGGUACAGGGCGCUCAAAGAGCUGGGACUGGAAGGUUCAGUGCAGGGUCUGGAUGCCCAUCUGGUGAACGGCUAUGUGCUCCAUGACACAGAGAGCAGCACAGAGGUGGAGAUCCCCUACCCUCAGGCGGAGGAAAGCAUCCAGUGUGGACUCGCUUUCCAUCACGGUCGAUUCAUCAUGGGCCUGAGGAGAGCCGCCCUGUCUGAGCCAAAUGUCACAUUCAUAGAAGGCACCGUGACCAGUUUGCAGGAAGAGGACGGCUGUGUAACCGGUCUCCAGUACAAGGAUAAAGAAACUGGAGACAUCAAGGAAGUCCAUGCAGCACUGACUGUGGUGGCCGAUGGCUGUUUCUCCAGAUUCAGAAAGAGUCUGGUCUCUGGGAAAGCUCACAUCUCCUCUCACUUUGUUGGAUGCCUUAUGAAGGACUGUCCCCAGUUUAAAGCCAACUAUGCAGAGCUGGUGCUGGCCAACCCGAGCCCGGUGCUCAUCUACCAGGUCUCCUCCUCACACACCAGAGUGCUCGUGGACAUCAGGGGGGAGAUGCCUCGCAACCUCUCAGAGUACAUGGCUGAGAAGAUACACCCACAGCUGCCAGAGCAUUUAAAGGAGCCUUUCAUGGUGGCGCUGCAGAACGAUCGACUCAGGUCCAUGCCUGCCAGCUUCCUCCCUCCCUCCCCUGUCAACAAGCCAGGUGUGCUUCUCCUGGGCGAUGCUUACAACAUGAGGCAUCCUCUGACGGGAGGAGGGAUGAGUGUUGCUCUCAACGACGUUCGCAUCUGGAGGAGUCUGCUCAAGAACAUCCCGGAGCUGUAUGACGACGGGGCGAUGCUGCAGGCAAAGAAAAAAUUCCACUGGGAACGCAAGUCAUCACAUUCUUUCGUGGUGAAUGUGUUGGCCCAGGCCCUGUACGAGCUGUUUGCAGCCACCGACAAUUCUCUUCAUGACCUGAGAAAAGCCUGCUUCCAGUACUUCAAGCUUGGUGGAGAGUGCAUUUCCGGGCCUAUUGGACUCCUCUCAGUGUUGACACCCAAACCCAUGACGCUUAUUGGACACUUCUUUGCUGUGGCACUGUACGCAGUCUACUUCACCUUCAAGUCUGAGUCGUGGAGCACUAAACCUCGAGCUUUUUUCAAGAGCGGAGCCAUCCUGUACCGAGCCUGCACAGUCAUGUUUCCACUCAUCUACUCUGAACUCAAGUACCUGGUGUAUUGAGGAGCACUACAACCGGACACAGAAAGACCAAAGCCAGCCUAAGGUCUUCACAGACCUACGGCUUAAUUGGAAGCAAAACAAAAGUAGUAGUUUCGAGGUUUGCCUUCCUCCUGAAAAAGGCAAUGUUGCCAUCUUAACCUAUGAUUUUACUACUGAGGACUUUCUACAAUAUGCCCCUGUCUUACUGGAGAUGUCACUGUCUUAAUGUCCUCCUUAAUGCCUUGUUUCAAUUUGGACAUAGUUUGCAACAGUGCCUUGGUGUAGCCCUGUUUGUGCUCACCCACACAGUAUGUCCUAUAUGCUAGAGGAUUGCAACAUACAGCGUAUUAGCCCACACCCUGAAUUACACUGAAUAUUCAAUAUUGUGGAAUUAUUCCUGCCAUUCCAACAGAACUGCUAUGUGCAACAUGGCAUCUGCAUUUUAUAAUAAUGAUGGAUUUAGCAUUAGAGACACUUUUCUGCUGUAGAUUUUCCUGUUGAGCUAAUUUGGGCUGUAUUUAAUAAGAGAAACGUCCUGAAGUGAUAUAUUUUAUCGCAAGAAUCCCUAAUUUUAAACCUGAAGCACUGAAGAUGUGAUGUCAUAAAACAGCAAACUGUCAAAACGAUUGUCUUAUGUUGCUUGGGAAAACGUCUGCGGUACUUUAUUUGUCACAUACAUUCUUUCCUGUAAUGAUAGUUUCCUGCCUUCCUGUUAUUAUUGCUCUUUACAUAUUGUGAGAAGGGACUUUUUGUAACACAUUUUAGUCCUGCUGGAUGUCAGUAAAGAGCUGACACAGCAUGCUCCCUGGGGGACGUUUGGGUUACCUGAGAUCGAAAGGAACGAUGCUCAUAUCAGGACCAAGUCAGUGGAUGAUGCUCAGGUGUUGUGUGUCCUGAGCUGACACAGACUAGGAACUCCUGAGCUGUAAUUUACCACAGCUUCCCGCACUGUUGUGUUUACCUGUUCCUGCGGUGGGCUCGAUGGGCCGUUAAAUAAAUCAUACAUCAUA
Molecule: messenger RNA, 2965 nt
Organism: Siniperca chuatsi (mandarin fish)
Lineage: Eukaryota; Metazoa; Chordata; Actinopteri; Centrarchiformes; Sinipercidae
Gene: sqlea
Product: squalene epoxidase a
Exons: 11
Coding region: 261-1976 (571 amino acids)
Biological process (GO): sterol biosynthetic process; cholesterol metabolic process
Cellular component (GO): membrane; endoplasmic reticulum
Molecular function (GO): squalene monooxygenase activity; flavin adenine dinucleotide binding
Source: RefSeq, a predicted model, not a curated record